Molecule: messenger RNA, 1614 nt
Organism: Didymodactylos carnosus
Lineage: Eukaryota; Metazoa; Rotifera; Eurotatoria; Philodinida; Philodinidae
Source: the annotation of a GenBank genome assembly
AUGCAUUCAGCAUUACGACCCAAACCACAAUUAAAACAGACACAUUCAUCCAUUAUACCAUCAACAUUGCCUAGCCAAAAAACUUAUCAAAAUGGACAUUCUUCAAAACAAUCGCAUACAAAUGGUAACGGAUAUCAUCAUCAGUCUACUCAACAAUCUCUUUCAUCCAACUCGUCAACAUUAGAACGGGCUCAAAAUGGAUCAUCUACUUCACCAUUACAAACAAUAUUUCAAUGGUCAUUAGGUUUAAUUAAUUCGAAAGGAAAAUAUUUGACAUCUGAAAAUUUUGGUUGUAAAAUUAAUGCUACUGGAAAUAGUUUGCGUAAAAAACAAAAAUGGACAAUACACUAUAAUAUUCAAGAUGAUUCUGUCUAUUUAAUGAGUCCAUUAAAUUAUUAUUUAUCAACGGAUAAAUAUGGUCGUUUAACGUGUGAUAAAUCAACACCUGAUGUCGAUUGUCAGUAUCAAUUAGAAUUUUCGAAUCAUCCAUUAACAAAUGGCCGUUGGGCAUUUAAAAGUGUUGUCUACGGAAUGUUUCUGGGUGGUGAUGAUGAUCAUCUGCAUUGUUUUAGUAAAACACCAGAAUGGUGGUGUCCACAUCUUGCCUUACAUCCACAUAUUAAUCUAAAACACAUUUUACGAAAGAAAUAUGCACGAUUAGAUGAAAAUGAAAUUCAUAUUGAUGAAAUUGUUCCUUGGGGAUCGAAUGCAUUAAUAACAGUUGAAUAUUGUGAUGGUAGAUAUGCUAUUCGAACAUGUGAUGGACUUUAUUUUCAUAAAGAUGGAAAAUUAAUGCAACAAUGUACAGAUGAAUCAUUAUUCACUAUUGAACUUAACAAAGGAUAUUUGGGAUUUAAAGAUAGCGAACAGCGGUAUUUAACAGCUGUUGGUCCACAAGGUAUAAUGACAACGAGAAAUAAAGUGGGUGGAAAAGAUGAGUUAUUUCUAUUAGAAGAAAGUGUUGAUGUAUCAGCAAAUCAAACAGAAGCAGGUGAUAGUGGAAUAUUUCAACUUGAAUAUGAUGAUGAAACUGCUGCCUAUCAUAUUCGAGCAUGUAAUAAUAAAUAUUGGAAACUUGAGGGAAAUGGAAUACAAGCCACGGGUGAAAAACAGAUGAGUGAAACGUCAUUUCAAAUUCAAUCUCUAAAUGAUGGUCGUAUUGCAUUUCAAGCACCAAAUGGAAAAUAUAUUCUACCACAUGCCACUGGACAUAUGCGUGCUGUUAGCGAUACUCCAUCAACAACUGAAACAUUUUUAUUAAAAUUUAUUAAUCGUCCCAUAAUCGUUUUGAAAUGUGAUUAUGGUUUAGUAGGAUACCGUAAUAAAACAUGUUAUAAGUUAGAAUGUAAUAAAUCAACGUUUCAUGUGUUUUCAAUGGAAGAUGCUCAUGAUGGCAGCUAUCAUUUAAAAGGUUCACAUGGACUCUAUUGGGAAUUGUCAAAUGAUUUGAGUAUAAGUGUUAGCGGACGAGAACCAUCAAAAUUUUCUAUUGAACUUUGUCGACAAAAUCGAAUAAUUAUUAAAGCACCAAAUGGACAGUAUUUAAAAGGUGAACAAAAUGGUGCAAUUACAACAUGUUCAACGGUGAAUCAAGCAACACUAUGGGAAUUUUAA